Messenger RNA from Drosophila guanche, 1669 nucleotides. RefSeq lists its product as uncharacterized. The coding region runs from base 242 to 1198 and encodes 318 amino acids. The record is from RefSeq and is a predicted model, not a curated record. The transcript is spliced from 5 exons. Lineage: Eukaryota; Metazoa; Arthropoda; Insecta; Diptera; Drosophilidae.
CACGCAGUGCUCAACAAGUAGUAGGAGCAACAGUUGACAACAGACCAGACCAGACCAGACCAGACCAGUCGUCCUCCUGGUUCCAGUUUCCCAGUUCCCAUUGCCCAAGCAAGUGAAACGGAUUAAAACGAUAAUUUAAAAAAGGAACGAACGAACGAACGACAUCAAAACCCGCGCACUAAUCCCGAGAACAACAGCCAAGGCACACAAGCAGACAGACAUUGCAAACAGCGGCGCCAACAUGAAGCCCGACCUGCUUUCUCUCUGCGUUCUGGCAACCCUGAUCUUGGGCUGUAACACACGGCACGUCUUUGGCUUUCUGACUUCGCAGAGCCAAGCUUCCGCUGCCGCAGCCCCCGCCACAGUCGAAGGCGGCGUCGAUGGUGCAUCCUCGCCACAGAGACUGCAUCUGCCGCCCAUCUUCGGUGCUGGCAUGCCAUCCCAUCAGGCGCGUCGUCAGGGCCCCCCAACGCUGGAUGCCGAUGCACAGGAACGAGCUGUUUACGAUCCCGGCGAUGAGCUGCUGCACGCCCUGAAUGCCGAACGGCAGCAGGAGCUGGCACUUGGUCUGGGCAUGCUGCCCCAGUCUCAGUCUCAGUCCCCGUCUCAGUCUCAGUCCCCGUCUCAGUCCCAGUCCCAGUCCCAGCCCGACUAUGCGGAGACCGUUUACAAUGAACUGGAGUUGGCCAAUCAGUUUGAGACGCUCAAGAAGCUGGAGGAGGAUUUACGCGCCGAACAGGAGCUGGUGGACAAAUCCGCUUUGCUCAUGAAAAUGCUGGAGGAUCCCACGCUGGAGACUUUGCCGCUGGUUUAUGUCGAGGAGGAGGAUGAGCAGCAGCAGCAGCAGCAUCUGCCCGAGGGCAUGAUUGCUUCCGCUCCAGCCCAGGAUGACUAUGCCGAAAUGGAGAACACCGUGCAGGACCUCGUGCUGGGUCAGAGCAAGCCGAAGCGCUCGCGUUACUAUCGCCGCUAUCCGUGGAAGCGUCACAACAAGAAUCGCGGUUCUUACAUGAAUUCUAUCAACAGCAACUAUGAACCGGAGCUGCGUUAUGCCUGCACGCCCAGCAAGGAGGAUAUCCUCAAGUUGCUCAUCAAUUUGCAUGAGAACCGCAAGGGAAACCACAGCAAGACGGUGAACUUUUGCAAUCGCAAGCGUCCGGCCAAGGCGGUCUUUACCAACAUACGAUUUCUGGGCUAAGAAGAGAGGUUACAUCCGACACAUCCCAGGGGAUACACACAGGACACACACAGGACACGACACAACAGACUCUCACAUAUGUAUACCAAGCAUCAAUUGUACAUUGCUGACAAAGUCGAGCGCAUAAAAACAAACUGGAGAACAACAAGCACUAACAAUUAGCCUAACUAACUAACUAAACAAACUAAAGCUUCACUUUGUAGAGAACAAUUUAGAGCGGAGUUAGCGCUUCGCUCUGUCUCUCCCUUAACUCUAAUUGUAGAACAAUUCCAAACUUUUAUAGCUCUCAAUGUGUUGUAUAUACUAACUAAAGUAAACUAACUAACUAACUAAACUAUUUAGACAAAGUUCCAAGUGUUAAUUGCCAAAACGUAACAAAAAAUAUGUUGCCAUAUCAUUAAAAAAGAAAACAAACCAAAAACAAAAGGAAACAUUUUGAUCGUUCCGUGAGCCAUGAGUAUUAUAAUCUGA